CCUCCUACAUUAGCACUAGCUUGAUGUUGUGCACUUGUAAUCCACUUGUAGUGGAUUGUAUCAUCUCCCUUUAUAAAAACAGUUCAACCAAACGCAUCCUCCCCAAGCCCCAAAAAUCUGAGCUAAAAUGGAGAUUCUUUCUCCUUCCCUAAAUUCUUUCAUGGCAGGACUUGUUUCCAUAAUUCUUUUUUGCUACUACCUGUUAAGGAGGUCCAGACUAAUUCGCCCGGCCAAAUUAGCACCUUUCCCCGCCGGCGCGUGGCCUGUAAUCGGUCACCUCCCCCUGUUGGCAGGAACCGAGCCUCCCCACCGAACUCUGGGAGCGAUAGCUGACAAGUACGGACCACUUUUUACAGUCCGGCUUGGGUUGCGCAAUGCCCUGGUUUUGAGCAGUUGGGAGAUGGCCAAAGAGUGCUUUACCACCAACGACGCGGCGGUGUCGUCGCGGCCGAAACUCGUCGCCGCCAAACACCUGGCCUAUAACUACGCCAUGUUCGUCCUCGCGUCCUAUGGACCCUACUGGCGUGAAUUGCGUAAAAUAGUCACCUUAAAGCUACUGUCAACCAGCCGGCUGGAGCUGCUUUCCUACAUUCGAGUCUCCGAAGUCAAGGCCACCGUAGAAGAGCUAUACAAACUCUGGUCCGCGAAAAAGAACGGGUCGGGUCAGAUUUUGGUGGAGCUGAAGCAGUGGUUCGGGGAUAUGAGUCUCAACGUGAUUCUUAGGAUGGUUGUCGGAAAGCGGUACUUCUCUGUUGGAGCGGUGGGUGAUGAGAACGCAGCCGGGGAACGGCGUUGCCAAACGGCGCUGGAGGAAUUCUUUCGUUUGUUCGGGUUGUUUGUGGUGUCGGACGCCAUUCCUUUUCUUGGGUGGUUAGAUUUUGGCGGACAUGAGAGGGCAAUGAAGAAAACUGCAAAAGAAUUGGAUAGCAUUCUUGGUGAGUGGCUGGAAGAGCAUAAGCGUAAGAGAGCUUCAGGCGCCGUGGCCGGAGGGGAGCAGGAUUUCAUGGACGUGAUGCUUUCUGUCCUUGAUGGCAAAGUCCUUGCAGGUUAUGAUGCUGAUACGAUCAACAAAGCCACGUGUCUGAGCAUGAUUGGAGGAGGCAGUGACACCAGCAUGGUUACCUUAACUUGGGCAAUAUCGCUGUUGUUGAACAACCGCCAUGUGUUGAAAAAGGCCCAAGAAGAGCUUGACAUCGAAGUGGGCAAGGAAAGAAUUGUAAACGAGUCGGACAUUGAUAAGCUAGUCUUCCUCCAAGCCAUUGUAAAAGAGACAUUACGUUUAUAUCCACCAGCGCCAUUAUCAACACCACGUGAGUUUUCGGAGGACUGCAUCAUAGGAGGCUACCAAGUCCCAAAAGGCACCCGGCUGAUUACAAACAUUUGGAAAAUUCAGACAGAUCCACGUGUAUGGUCAGAUCCAUUGAAGUUCGACCCAGAAAGAUUUCUCACCACCCACAAACACGUUGAUGUUAAAGGUAUUGGUCAACAUUUUGAAUUGAUCCCUUUUGGAAGUGGUAGAAGAGCAUGCCCUGGAGCAUCUUUUGCCCUUCAAAUGGUGCACUUAGCACUAGCUAGUUUCUUACACAUGUUUGAGAUCUCAGCUCCCUCUAAUGCACCAGUUGAUAUGAGUGAGAGGGUUGGGAUAACAAACACCAAAGCCACCCCGCUUGAAGUCCUCAUCACACCGCGUCUAUGUUCCGAGCUUUAUGGAGUAGAGACUGUCUAAAGAAUUCGUGUAAGAUUAAUGCUAUUUAAUAGGCUAUGAUACCACUAUUAUAUAAUUAAGAUGAUGUGAUCGAACAUAAAAAUUAAUGCUUGAACUUUGUAUUAUAAUAGUCUAUUCUAUUAUAUAUCAAAUUUGUACUAGUUUUAAGAUAACACC
This is a messenger RNA of Alnus glutinosa, 1882 nucleotides long. Its product is annotated as cytochrome P450 CYP82D47-like. The record is from RefSeq and is a predicted model, not a curated record. The transcript is spliced from 2 exons. Gene Ontology annotation, biological process: defense response to other organism. Gene Ontology annotation, molecular function: monooxygenase activity; heme binding; oxidoreductase activity, acting on paired donors, with incorporation or reduction of molecular oxygen. NCBI's taxonomy places the organism in Eukaryota, Viridiplantae, Streptophyta, Magnoliopsida, Fagales, Betulaceae. The coding region runs from base 128 to 1726 and encodes 532 amino acids.